AUGGAUCAACACAAUCACAUUCACUACCAGAAUCAAAACGAGAUGAUGCAGCAACAGCAACAACAGCAAAUGGGAGCCACUGUUCUGUGUUGCAACUGUGGUACACCAAUAGAUGGUUCUGCAGGUUUGGUUAUGUGUUACGACUGUAUCAAGUUGACAGUUGAUAUCACAGAAGGUAUACCAAGAGAAGCCAACAUUUCCUUCUGUAGAAAUUGUGAAAGAUUUUUACAACCUCCAACCACAUGGAUUAAAGCUGAUCUUGAGUCCAGAGAACUUUUGGCUAUAUGUCUACGUCGUUUAAAAGGUUUGAGUAAAGUCAGAUUAGUGGACGCAUCGUUUAUUUGGACUGAACCCCACUCCAGACGUAUUAGAGUCAAGCUAACCGUUCAAGGUGAAGCCAUGGCCAACACCAUUAUUCAACAAACUUUUGAAGUCGAGUACAUUGUCAUUGCUAUGCAAUGUCCUGAUUGUGCUAGAUCUUACACAACAAACACCUGGAGAGCUACCGUUCAAAUCAGACAAAAAGUUCCUCAUAAGAGAACCUUUUUGUACUUGGAACAAUUAAUUUUGAAGCACAAUGCACACGUUGAUACUAUCUCCAUCACCGAGUCUAGAGACGGUUUGGAUUUCUUCUAUGCUCAAAAGAACCAUGCGGCCAAGAUGAUCGAUUUCUUGGAAGCUGUUGUUCCAAUUAAAUACAAGAAAUCUGAAGAACUAAUAUCUCAAGAUACACACACAGGUUCAUCAACUUACAAGUUUUCUUUCUCUGUGGAGAUUGCCCCUAUCUGUAGAGAUGAUUUGGUGGUUUUACCAAAGAAGUUAGCUUCCCAUUUAGGUAACAUCUCCAGAUUAGUCCUUUGUAACAAAAUUUCCAACAGUAUCCAGUUUUUGGAUCCAUGUACUUUACAGACAGCAGAUAUUUCAGCCAGUGUUUACUGGAGGGAUGCAUUCCCAUCCUUAGCCGAAAUUUCACAAUUAGUCGAGUUUAUUGUAUUGGAUGUCGAAUCUACUGGUUUCAGUCGAGGUAAUAAAGUUCUUGCGGACAUUACAAUUGCAAGAUCAACAGAUUUAGGUGUAAAUGAUCAAGUAUACUACAUCAAAUCUCACCUUGGUGCUGUGCUACAUGCCGGUGAUGUGGUCAUGGGUUACUUUAUUGCGAACUCUAAUUAUAACUCUCCAAUGUUUGACAGUCUCCAAAGUGACUAUGUGCCAGAUGUUAUCUUGGUCAAGAAACAUUACCAAAGAAGAACAAAGAAGAACAGAAACUGGAAACUUAAGAGAAUGGCUAGAGAACAUAAAGAUAUCGAAGCUUCUCAAGACUAUGGUGCUAGAGCUCAAAAGCAAGAAGUGGAACGUGCUGAGAAGGAUUAUGAAUUGUUCUUACAAGAAUUAGAAGAAGAUGAAGAAUUGAGACAAAACAUUAACAUGUACAAGAGUCAAAAACCAGCAGCUGCACAAAUUGAACCUGCACAAGAAGAAGUCGAUAACUCUCCAGAGAUUAAUAUUGAUGAGUUACUAGAUGAAUUAGACGAUAUGACUUUGGAAGAUACGCCGAUGGAAGAGUAA
Molecule: messenger RNA, 1566 nt
Organism: Maudiozyma barnettii
Lineage: Eukaryota; Fungi; Ascomycota; Saccharomycetes; Saccharomycetales; Saccharomycetaceae
Gene: NMD3
Product: ribosome-binding protein NMD3
Exons: 1
Coding region: 1-1566 (521 amino acids)
Biological process (GO): ribosomal large subunit export from nucleus
Cellular component (GO): cytoplasm; nucleus
Molecular function (GO): ribosomal large subunit binding
Source: RefSeq, a predicted model, not a curated record